CCGGGGCGGAGCGUCGGUCGGGCCCCGCCCACCGCUGCCCUUUUCUGCCGGGCGCCAGGAGCCUCGUAGGCCUGACAGGAACCCGCGGCGGGCGGGCGAGCGAGCGGGCGCAGCUGAGGCUUGAGCGCCGGCGCGGGCUGCUGGGCCCGGCACCCUUCCGCCUCCUCGGACAUGGUGGCCCCCGGCUCCGUGACCAGCCGGCUGGGCUCAGUGUUCCCCUUCCUGCUGGUGCUGGUGGACCUGCAGUACGAAGGUGCUGAAUGUGGAGUGAAUGCAGAUGUUGAGAAGCAUCUUGAACUGGGCAAGAAAUUACUCGCAGCUGGGCAGCUGGCCGACGCUCUAUCUCAGUUUCAUGCUGCAGUAGAUGGUGAUCCUGAUAACUAUAUAGCUUAUUAUCGAAGAGCUACUGUCUUUCUAGCUAUGGGCAAAUCAAAAGCUGCACUUCCUGAUUUAACUAAAGUGAUUGAAUUGAAGAUGGAUUUCACUGCAGCAAGAUUACAGAGAGGCCAUUUAUUACUGAAACAAGGAAAACUUGAUGAAGCAGAAGAUGAUUUUAAAAAAGUGCUCAAAUCUAAUCCAAGUGAAAAUGAAGAAAAGGAAGCCCAGUCCCAGCUUACAAAGUCUGAUGAAAUGCAGCGUUUGCGUUCCCAAGUUUUUGAUGCCUUUGAAAAUUUGGACUAUACGGCUGCUAUAACCUUCCUUGAUAAGAUUUUAGAGGUUUGUGUCUGGGAUGCCGAACUACGGGAACUUCGAGCUGAAUGUUUUAUAAGAGAAGGGGAACCUAGGAAAGCAAUAAGUGACCUAAAAGCUGCAUCAAAAUUAAAGAAUGAUAACACUGAGGCAUUUUAUAAAAUCAGCACACUGUACUACCAACUAGGAGACCAUGAGCUGUCCCUCAGUGAAGUUCGUGAAUGCCUUAAACUUGAUCAGGAUCAUAAACGGUGUUUUGCACACUACAAACAAGUCAAGAAACUUAACAAGCUGAUUGAGUCAGCUGAAGAGCUCAUCAGAGAUGGCAGAUACACAGAUGCGACCAGCAAAUAUGAAUCAGUCAUGAAAACGGAGCCCAAUGUUGCUGAAUAUACAGUUCGUUCGAAAGAAAGAAUUUGCCACUGUUUUUCUAAGGAUGGGAAGCCUGUUGAGGCAAUUAGAGUUUGUUCUGAAGUUCUACAAAUUGAGCCCGACAAUGUGAAUGCUCUGAAAGAUCGAGCAGAGGCCUACUUGAUAGAAGAAAUGUAUGACGAAGCUAUUCAAGAUUAUGAAACAGCCCAGGAACACAAUGAAAACGAUCAGCAGAUUCGGGAAGGUUUAGAAAAAGCACAAAGACUACUGAAGCAGUCGCAGAAACGAGAUUAUUAUAAAAUCUUGGGAGUAAAAAGAAAUGCCAAAAAACAAGAAAUCAUUAAGGCAUACAGAAAAUUAGCGCUUCAGUGGCACCCAGAUAACUUCCAGAAUGAAGAAGAAAAGAAAAAAGCUGAGAAAAAGUUCAUUGACAUAGCAGCUGCUAAGGAAGUCCUCUCUGACCCAGAAAUGAGGAAGAAGUUUGAUGAUGGAGAAGACCCCCUGGAUGCCGAGAGCCAACAAGGAGGUGGCGGCAACCCUUUCCACAGAAGCUGGAACUCGUGGCAAGGGUUCAAUCCCUUCAGCUCGGGUGGACCAUUUAGAUUCAAAUUCCACUUCAAUUAAACUGUUUUUCUGCUCUUCUUAAUAUUUUUAAAGAUUAAAAACACAAAAACCUUG
Molecule: messenger RNA, 1740 nt
Organism: Ochotona princeps (American pika)
Lineage: Eukaryota; Metazoa; Chordata; Mammalia; Lagomorpha; Ochotonidae
Gene: DNAJC3
Product: DnaJ heat shock protein family (Hsp40) member C3
Exons: 12
Coding region: 172-1686 (504 amino acids)
Biological process (GO): protein folding in endoplasmic reticulum
Cellular component (GO): endoplasmic reticulum
Molecular function (GO): misfolded protein binding; protein-folding chaperone binding
Source: RefSeq, a predicted model, not a curated record